CGUGCGGUUCCCACACCGGUACGUCCGGGUGCGGUCCCCACUACCGGUCCGCGGUCCGGUCCCUGACCACACCUGUCCGGUACCGUACCGGACGGACGGACGGCCGCCGCACGGGUCAGCUCGCCGGAUGGCUGCUCCUGUGAUCCUCUGACCCCGUCCGGCCGGUCUGACACGUCCCCAGACCAACUGCCCACCGCCGACCGCGCCGACUUCGUCUCCUGACCGACGCGAGGCACGCGGGGUCGUCAACCCGCCUGAGAGUCGCGGGGAACGCCGGCGUGCGCCCGGCCCGCGGCGGCGGCCGCGCCGGACCGGGCCGUGGAGCGCGGCCGGUGCUCCCGGCGACUCUCGGCGCUGCAGGUAGGCGCUCGGCGGCGCGCUCUUCUGAGGUAGACGACGGUUUCGGCUCUGCAGUGCAGUCGCGCGCGUCCGCCGGACCUCCGUCGGUACAGACGCUGGAGCGGCUACCCGACACCCCGGAGAGGUCACCCGACACCGCGCGCCGACGAAACCGACGCGUCGGCGCCGGCGGCAGACGGCAGGCGGCGCGCCGCCCGGAGACCGCGGUGACCCAGUGCCGCGCAUGGACCGCCGUCACGUGGGCUGCGUGCGCGCCGCCGCUGUGCACCGUUAGGCAUCUGCGGCGGCCGGUCGGCGUGUUUACCGUUUAGAGCGGCGCCGCGGCGGGCUGUGGAGGCGUGGGAACGCUCCGGUGACGGCGGAACUCGAGUGGACGGUGGACGGUGGACGGUCGGAAGGACCCGUGCCCGCGGCGGGAGCGAGAGUGUUAUGUUCUGUGGUGAAGCGAAUUUGUAAUGGUUUGGUGACAAAACAACUGUGCUACUGGGUAACAAUUUUAUGAGCGCAGUGUGAUAUACGAUUGUGAUUGUGAACGAAAAGUUUUAAGUGCGAAAAAGCCUGAGCACCACGUCUGCACUGAAUUGGACUGGCGUCAGCCUUGCCACCUUCACUGCUCCAGAUCAGCUGCAUCAAAUGGGACCAGCGGCGGCUGCUCUCUCACGGCCUUCUGACCCGGCUGUGACCUCGUGCUGACCCGAGACGGGAACGGACACCCACCCGCCGUGAUCGCGGUGACCCGACACGGCCGCCGGAGUUCGGAGCUCCGCACUGCUGAGUCCCGUCAGUGGGCAGCCGCGCGCCUCUGCCGCCCGCGAUCCCUCUCUGUGGAUCUACUGCAGCCUCAGGGCGGCCUGUGACACCUCCGUGGACCGUCCGCCCUGCCAUGUGGGCCUCAGAGCUGCUGGGAGCGCUGCUGGGCCGGCCGGCCAGCCUGCCGGGCAGCCGCGACCUGACCGGCCGGCCGGUGCUGUUCGUCGGCGUGCCGGCCGACGGCGGCCUCUGGUCAGAGCAGGAGCUCCAACAGGUGGUCCGCUACCUGGCCGACAUACCCAGACCGGCCGACUCGCCGCUCUGUGUGGUGCUGGACGCCCGCGCGGGCUCGUGGCGCUCGGUGCGCGCCGUUCAGCGGACGCUGGCGGCCAUCAGCGGCCGGACCGGCGUGCAGCUGGUGCUGCGCCACGACUCCUUCUGGGAGAAACAGCGCGUCACCUGCGGACGGCCAGAGGACGACGUGCAGCCGGAGUACAUUCCUCUGUCGAAACUGCAGCGUUACAUCGCCCCGGACCAGAUCCCCGAGGAGUUGGGAGGGACGUUCCCGUACAACCACGAGGACUGGAUCCAGGACAGAAUGCGACUGGAGCAGUUUCUGCAGGACGCCGGUGCCGCGCUGGACGCGCUGAAGACGGUGUGGCUGCGCCUGCUGCCCGCCGAGGCCGCGCCAGCGGCGCAGCUGCGGGAGACGAUCGGCACGGCCGGCCCGCUCUACCGCGCGGCGCUGGACACCGCCGAGGGCGUCAUACACACAGGCGAGGAGCUGCUGUCCAGUCUCCGGCCGAGCUCUGAGCCCGGCCUCCAGCGGCGGAGCAGCGGCAGGCCGCCGGACCCGGAUCCUCGGACCCGGACCCGGACUCCACCGGACUCGGACCCCCGGACCCGGACCCCGCCGGAUCCGGACCCGCUCAACCAGCGACAACAGGUGCAGCAGCGGGUCACUGACCUGACCUCUCACUGUGACCUGGUGCGUCACGCCUGGUCGGAGCUGCACACGGCUCUGGGCCGCGCCGACCUCCAUCGGCUGCUGGUCAGGCGGGUCGACGACGUGAUUGGCUGGGUGCUCGGCCCGGGGGAGGAGCUUCUGGCGUCCCAGGCGCUGAUUGGUCGGGACGUGGCCUCCUCGGAGCGGCUCAUCGAGCUCCACGACGAGGCAGAGCUGCAGUGCAGGGACACGUACGCCGAGUUUGCCGCGGUGCGCCGGCUGCUGGAGGAGGCCGCCGACGGCCGCUCGGCCGAGACGGCCUCUGCCGAGGAGGCGGCCUCGCUGGCCGGCCAGCGGCGCUACAUGGAGAGCGUGUGCCGCGCGCUGGCCAGCCGGCUGGAGCGGCGGCGGCACCUGCUCAUCACCGCCGCCCGCUUCUACCGUCUACUGGAACAGGUAUCUAACACGCGUCACGUGCUGUGUCCCUCCCGGCAGGUGUCUGACACGUGCCACGUGCUGCUGGAGGCCGCCGAUGAGGGCGUCCAGUCGCUGCAGCCCGACCAGCUCGCCGACAAGCUGCGGCGCAUGCAGACCGUCGCGAACGACACGGAGCGGAUAUACGCCGAGCUGAUCCGGACGGGUGAGAAGCUGCAGGACAUGUUGACACUGCCGGUGAAAAACUCGGCCGGUCAGGACAUCACCCCCGACUACAGCUCGGAGCUGGCGCACGUGACGCGUCUCUCGCAGCGGCUGCAGCAGCACGUGCAGACGGUGCUGGAGACGUGGGAGAUCAGCCGGCUGCGGCUCCAGCAGACGCUGCAGCUGGGCCAGUGUCAGGCGCAGGCCGAGCAGGCGCUCUCCUGGCUGGCGGACCUGAGUCGCCUGCUCGGCUCAGAGCACGCCCGGGUGGGUCGAGACAAUACCGAGAUACAGCUGAUGAAGCGACAACACCAGAGCUUCGAGGAGACGGCCAAGCGCACGUACGAGUACGGGGCGGAGUCGUGCGCGGCGGCCGGCCGGCUGGGCGGUGACGAGGUGUCCGGGCAGCUGAGCGGCCGUCUGGAGCAGGCCUGGUCGCGGCUGAGGGCCGCCGCCCAGGAGCACAUCACGCGCCUUCGAGUGGCCGCCGUGUUCCACCGCACCGCCGACGAGCAACUGCGUCGACUGCGGCAGCUGUGCUGCGAGCCGCCGCGGCCGGCGCGCGCCUCGUCGGUCGCCUCCUCGCCGCGGUCGUCGCCGUCAUCGGCCUCCUCUGACGCCGUCGGCAGUCAGCUGGGCGAGCGGGAGACGCUGCUGCGAGACGUCGGCCGCACCAUCCGGCUGGGAAAGCUGCUCCGAGAGCGGCUCCAGGACGACGUCAAACCCAGCGAGUCGGACCGCAACGCCGGCGCCCGGGCGGCCAUCUCCGCUAAACUCUCCGAGGUGGGGUUCCUGUGGGCGCGCCUGGACGCGCAGUGUCGGCAGUGGCGGCGGGCGGCCGGCGACUCGCCCGACUCCGGCCCCGUCAUGGAGAGCUCGCCCGUGUCCAGACAGGUGCGCGGCGCGGCGGGCGCUCAGGAGCGGGCGCCCGCCACCGGCACCGGCAGAGAUGAGGAGGGGCCGGACUGUGCGCUGCACCGGUCAGCCUCCUGGCGGUCCACCGACUCGGACUGGCUCACCGCUCAGUCGUCCGAGUACGGCAGCGCAGAGGGCGCCACUGGCGCCGCCGCCGCCGCCGCCGGCUCCCUGGCCUCACUGGAGGAGCUGGUCACCGCUCCGCUGGCCGGCUCCGGAUCCCUGGAGCACGGCGACGGCGACUCCAGCCCCGAGUCACAGCAGGACACGGAGCCGCCGUCGCUGGGCGAGGACUGGAGCUACGACUCGCCGCCGGACACGGCCGACCUCUCGCUGCCCGGCUGGGCCGCCUGGCGCAGCAAGUCGCGCACGCCCUCCCUGGAGAAGCUGCUAGACGAGGACUUCCCGCCGCUGCCACCCCUAGGGGCCGGCUUCAGCGGACGGCGCAGCAGCAGCGCCGGCAGCCGGGACAGCGGCGGCGCCAGCGGCAGCGCCGAGACGCGCUCACCGGCCGCGAUGACGCCGGCGGUGACGUGCGAUGACGGUCUGCCGUCGUCAUCGGCCGGGGACCGGGAGCCGUCCUCAGAGGCGGACUCGUCCGAGGGGCAGCCGCGGCGGCCGUCCGCCGUGUUUGUGUCCGCCGCCGGCCGCCGGCCGCCACAGCCGGCGGGCUGCGGGGCGCGACUGGUGCGGCUCGUGCAGCGCUCAGCCUCCUUCUCCACGGAGCUGCGCAGUAGGCCGGCCGCCAGCGGGGACUCGGAGUCGCCUGAGGCCGGCGGAGGGCCCCGGCCGGCCGCCACGUCCACCAAACAGUCGCGGCCGGCCGAGGGCGGCAGUCCGGCGCGGCCCCGCAAACUCAGCCGCCUGGAGCGCCGCCUGGAGCGUCUGGACGCCUGCGUGGACGCCGUCCAGGCGCAGCUGCUCCAGCUGGAAGGCCACCUGGACGCUCGCAUAGAGAGCCAGGCGAGCGAACAAGACCAGGAACAGUAUGACGAUGAGCAUUACGAAGAGCUGGACGGAAAAUGCGAAGGAAGCGAACCCGUAAACCAGCCGGAGGACCAGCACGAACACCAGCUUCGGAAGCAGUCCUCCACAGUACUGGAGGUAGACCUGUGCGCGGAGUCGGAGAGUCUGACGCCCGUGCCGCCGGCGGUGCGCGAGGAGGGCCGACUGGAGACCGCGCCCGGCCGGCGGCCCUCCUCCCUGGCCAGCACCCCGUCGCCGCUGGGCCGGCCGCGCACCCUGACACCGUCUGCCUCUGAGGACGCCGAGGUGGACGGAUGGCGGCUGCCGGGCCGCGUCACCCCCCAGACGCCCACCGCGCCACGGACCCCGCUGCCGCCGCCGCUGGAGCCGUGGACGCAGCCCCCGGUCGAGCCGCGCGCCGCCGCGCCCGAGCCGUCUCCGUCUCCGCCGCUGUCUCCGGAGACGGCGCGCACAGUGGCGGAGACGGCGGCGGCGCGCCGUCAGCGGACGGGGCCGGCCGACGUCAGCGGUGACGUGUCUCCGGACCUGGACGUCAGUGGGACCGGAGACGAGGGCAUGGAGCUGCAGUACGCGCACCGGGUCAGUGUGACGGAGCCGGCCGACGAGCCGGACGAGCAGGACGAGCCGCCGGCCCAUUCGGACGCCGCCACGAGCCCGAGGGGACUGGAACAGAUUGAGACGCCGGGGAACUCGCUGGAGACUCGUCUCACAGAGGUGGCGCCCGAGUAG
Molecule: messenger RNA, 5326 nt
Organism: Amphibalanus amphitrite
Lineage: Eukaryota; Metazoa; Arthropoda; Thecostraca; Balanomorpha; Balanidae
Exons: 20
Coding region: 1244-5326 (1360 amino acids)
Source: RefSeq, a predicted model, not a curated record